AUGUCGCGAAUUAUUUCGAGGACAUCAUGGCUCUCACUCCUAUUAGUAGCGCUGCUGGCAGUGUCUACUGUCAACGCACAUCCAAUCCAGCAGACCGAUGAAAAGGAAAAGGGACUCGAAGUUCGAUCACCGAGACUUAUUCCAGGCACCGAUGAGUACGUCCGUAGCAUCUUGCAAGGGUUCGGUCUGGAAGGGCCGACCCCAACCUCAACCCCAACCCCCACUCCAACCACCACGCCCACAAUCACCGUAAAGACCGAGCUGGGCUUGGAGAACGAGGAGCCAACACAAAACACGCACAUUAUCUCCCCGAGCCCCGUCAGCCACACUUACACUUACGGCAGCAAUCAAGCGGGCUACAUUCAAACCGUGGAACACGAACAUAGUAACAGCCAACCGAUCGAGAGUGAACAAAUUGGGGAUGUUUUGAACGGGAGUAAGAAGAUUAGCCUGCAGGAUUUCCCCGUUCUCCUUCAGUCUAUAUAUAAGGCGCUGGAACAUCGAUUGAAAGAUCUGAUUGACAGCUCUGAUGAGAUUGGAUUGGAGAACUUUGUGUGA
This is a messenger RNA of Penicillium coprophilum, 558 nucleotides long. RefSeq lists its product as uncharacterized. Lineage: Eukaryota; Fungi; Ascomycota; Eurotiomycetes; Eurotiales; Aspergillaceae. Bases 1 to 558 code for a protein of 185 amino acids. The record is from RefSeq and is a predicted model, not a curated record. The transcript is spliced from 2 exons.